AUGGAUUCUAAAUCCCAAGCCCCAACCAUCCUUUUACUUUCCCUCAUUUUCCUAUUCCUUGCUAUUGCUAAUUCUCAAUACGCACCCACCCCAACUCCUUGUACAUGUAUCGAAACUGGCCAACCCCCAUUCUCACCUCCUAGUAUUGGUGGAGGAGGCCAACCCUCUAUCCCACCUUCUGUUAGUGGCCAACCUCCUAAUUCCCCUAUCUCUCCUGGUAAUAGCAUACCGCCUAUCUCACCACCUAACACUAGUGGAAAUGGCCAACCACCCAUGUCACCUACGGGUAUUGGUCAACCCCCUAUUUCUCCCGGUAGUGGCCAACCACCUGGUGGUAUCUCACCUCAGGGUAGCGGCCAACCACCCCUAUCACCCGAUAGUAGUGGCCAGCCCCCUAUCUCACCCGGUAGUAGUGGCCAACCCCCUAUCUCACCCGGUAGUAGUGGAACACCACCUAGCAAUGAUGGCAGUAGCCAACCCCCUGUCUCACCUCAGGGUAGUGGCCAACCACCUAUCUCACCUGCAGGUAGUGGCCAAACCCCUAUCUCACCUUCGGUUGGUGGACAACCCCCUAUCCCAACUUCGGUUGGUGGACAACCCCCUAUCUCACCUUCGGUUGGUGCCCAACCCCUGAUCUCACCUUCGGGUGGUGCCCAACCCCCUAUCUCACCUUCCGGUUCUAGUCAACCUCCUAUCUUACCUUCGGGUGGUGGACAACCCCCUAUCUCACCUUCGGGUGGUGGCCAACCCCCUAUCUCACCUUCGGUUGGUGGCCAACCCCCUAUCUCACCUUCGGGUGGUGGCCAACCCCCUAUCUCACCUUCAGCUGGUGCUCAACCCCCUAUCUCACCUUCGGUUGGUGGCCAACCCCCUAUCUCACCUUCAGGUGGUGGCCAACCUCCUAUCUCACAUUCGGUUUCUGGUCAACCCCCUAUUGUACCUUCAGGUAAUGGUCAACCCACUGUUUCACCUUCAAGUGGUGACCAACCACCUAUCCCACCACCAGGUAGUGGUCAACCACCUGUCUCACCUGCGAGUAAUGGCCAACCCCCUAUGUCACCUUCAGGUGGUGGUCUGCCCCCUAUAGUACCUUCAGGUAAUGGUCAACCAAUCGUUUCACCUCCAAGUGGUGGCAGACCACCUAUCCUACAACCAAGUAGUGGUCCACCGCCUGUCUCACCUGCGAGUAAUAGCCAACCCACUAUCUCACCUCCGGGUAGUGGGCAACCCUCUUUGUCACCUCUAAGUAAUUGGCAAUGA
Molecule: messenger RNA, 1260 nt
Organism: Ipomoea nil (Japanese morning glory)
Lineage: Eukaryota; Viridiplantae; Streptophyta; Magnoliopsida; Solanales; Convolvulaceae
Product: basic proline-rich protein-like
Exons: 2
Coding region: 1-1260 (419 amino acids)
Source: RefSeq, a predicted model, not a curated record